Vigna angularis (adzuki bean) is the source of this 774-nucleotide messenger RNA. RefSeq names its product 30S ribosomal protein S5, chloroplastic-like. Bases 1 to 774 code for a protein of 257 amino acids. Gene Ontology annotation, biological process: translation. The record is from RefSeq and is a predicted model, not a curated record. The transcript has a single exon. Lineage: Eukaryota; Viridiplantae; Streptophyta; Magnoliopsida; Fabales; Fabaceae. Gene Ontology annotation, cellular component: ribosome; mitochondrial small ribosomal subunit. Gene Ontology annotation, molecular function: structural constituent of ribosome; RNA binding.
AUGAGAAUUUGGGAUUUCGCUAUCCCAUUCUCCCAAAUUCAGUAUUGUGAAAUCUUCUCCCUCCCAAAACCUCUGGACCCUAAUCUCAACGGUGGCCAUUUUUUCGCAAUUCCCGCUUCUUCCCACUUCUCUCUCCUCCCCUCGCCGCCGCACACCGUCUCCCUCCUCUUCGCCAAACCCCAACACCACCCCUUCCUCCUCUACGCCAAAUGCAAACCCUCUGAUGACAUCGACACCUCCGACAACGUCAACCCAUUGGAAGACAUUGACUUCAACCCCCUGGAGCCUGCGGAGGGAUUUGUCGCCCCUCCCUCCUUCGACGAUGGCCCCCUCAAGACGGAGGACAAGAUCGCCGCAACAUACGAGGAGCUCUACGGCCCUACCUUCAACGGCGUUUCCGUGCUCGGGAAUGACGUCUUCGAAAUGGACGCCCUGGUGAAGCGGGACACGGGGUUCGGGUCCAACUCGAAGAAGGAGAAGGUCCGCGACGGGUUCAAAGAUAGGGUGGUCCAGGUGAGAAGGGUGACGAAAGUUGUUAAGGGAGGGAAGCAGUUGCGCUUCAGAGCUGUCUUCAUUGUCGGCAACAAAAAUGGCCAAGAUUGCAUCGGAGUUGGCAAGACCAAGGAAGUCGUCGCCGCCAUUCAAAAGUCUGCAUCCAAUGCCGGGAGGAACAUCGUGAAGGUGCCAAUGACUAAGUACUCCACUUUUCCCCACAGGUACACAUUCAGUUUUUGCUUAGAAUGUUAUAGUUCUUUUCCCCACAAGUAUAUUUAA